Molecule: messenger RNA, 4332 nt
Organism: Aspergillus nidulans FGSC A4
Lineage: Eukaryota; Fungi; Ascomycota; Eurotiomycetes; Eurotiales; Aspergillaceae
Gene: mdr1
Product: type IV ATP-binding cassette transporter atrD
Exons: 3
Coding region: 1-4032 (1343 amino acids)
Source: RefSeq, a predicted model, not a curated record
AUGUCCCCGCUAGAGACAAAUCCCCUUUCGCCAGAGACUGCUAUGCGCGAACCUGCUGAGACUUCAACGACGGAGGAGCAAGCUUCUACACCACACGCUGCGGACGAGAAGAAAAUCCUCAGCGACCUCUCGGCUCCAUCUAGUACUACAGCAACCCCCGCAGACAAGGAGCACCGUCCUAAAUCGUCGUCCAGCAAUAAUGCGGUCUCGGUCAACGAAGUCGAUGCGCUUAUUGCGCACCUGCCAGAAGACGAGAGGCAGGUCUUGAAGACGCAGCUGGAGGAGAUCAAAGUAAACAUCUCCUUCUUCGGUCUCUGGCGGUAUGCAACAAAGAUGGAUAUACUUAUCAUGGUAAUCAGUACAAUCUGUGCCAUUGCUGCCGGUGCUGCAUUGCCUCUAUUCACGGCACCGUCGACUUUCCAGAGGAUAAUGUUAUAUCAAAUCUCGUACGACGAGUUCUAUGAUGAAUUGACCAAGAACGUACUGUACUUCGUAUACCUCGGUAUCGGCGAGUUUGUCACUGUCUAUGUUAGUACUGUUGGCUUCAUCUAUACCGGAGAACACGCCACGCAGAAGAUCCGCGAGUAUUACCUUGAGUCUAUCCUGCGCCAGAACAUUGGCUAUUUUGAUAAACUCGGUGCCGGGGAAGUGACCACCCGUAUAACAGCCGAUACAAACCUUAUCCAGGAUGGCAUUUCGGAGAAGGUCGGUCUCACUUUGACUGCCCUGGCGACAUUCGUGACAGCAUUCAUUAUCGCCUACGUCAAAUACUGGAAGUUGGCUCUAAUUUGCAGCUCAACAAUUGUGGCCCUCGUUCUCACCAUGGGCGGUGGUUCUCAGUUUAUCAUCAAGUACAGCAAAAAGUCGCUUGACAGCUACGGUGCAGGCGGCACUGUUGCGGAAGAGGUCAUCAGCUCCAUCAGAAAUGCCACAGCGUUUGGCACCCAAGACAAGCUUGCGAAGCAGUAUGAGGUCCACUUAGACGAAGCUGAGAAAUGGGGAACAAAGAACCAGAUUGUCAUGGGUUUCAUGAUUGGCGCCAUGUUUGGCCUUAUGUACUCGAACUACGGUCUUGGCUUCUGGAUGGGUUCUCGUUUCCUGGUAGAUGGUGCAGUCGAUGUGGGUGAUAUUCUCACAGUUCUCAUGGCCAUCUUGAUCGGAUCGUUCUCCUUGGGGAACGUUAGUCCAAAUGCUCAAGCAUUUACAAACGCUGUGGCCGCGGCCGCAAAGAUAUUUGGAACGAUCGAUCGCCAGUCCCCAUUAGAUCCAUAUUCGAACGAAGGGAAGACGCUCGACCAUUUUGAGGGCCACAUUGAGUUACGCAAUGUCAAGCAUAUUUACCCAUCUAGACCCGAGGUCACCGUCAUGGAGGAUGUUUCUCUGUCAAUGCCCGCUGGAAAAACAACCGCUUUAGUCGGCCCCUCUGGCUCUGGAAAAAGUACGGUGGUCGGCUUGGUUGAGCGAUUCUACAUGCCUGUUCGCGGUACGGUUUUGCUGGAUGGCCAUGACAUCAAGGACCUCAAUCUCCGCUGGCUUCGCCAACAGAUCUCUUUGGUUAGCCAGGAGCCUGUUCUUUUUGGCACGACGAUUUAUAAGAAUAUUAGGCACGGUCUCAUCGGCACAAAGUACGAGAAUGAAUCCGAGGAUAAGGUCCGGGAACUCAUCGAGAACGCGGCAAAAAUGGCGAAUGCUCAUGACUUUAUUACUGCCUUGCCUGAAGGUUAUGAGACCAAUGUUGGGCAGCGUGGCUUUCUCCUUUCAGGUGGCCAGAAACAGCGCAUUGCAAUCGCCCGUGCCGUUGUUAGUGACCCAAAAAUCCUGCUCCUGGAUGAAGCUACUUCGGCCUUGGACACAAAAUCCGAAGGCGUGGUUCAAGCAGCUUUGGAGAGGGCAGCUGAAGGCCGAACUACUAUUGUGAUCGCUCAUCGCCUUUCCACGAUCAAAACGGCGCACAACAUUGUGGUUCUGGUCAAUGGCAAAAUUGCUGAACAAGGAACUCACGAUGAAUUGGUUGACCGCGGAGGCGCUUAUCGCAAACUUGUGGAGGCUCAACGUAUCAAUGAACAGAAGGAAGCUGACGCCUUGGAGGACGCCGACGCUGAGGAUCUCACGAAUGCAGAUAUUGCCAAAAUCAAAACUGCGUCAAGCGCAUCAUCCGAUCUCGACGGAAAACCCACAACCAUUGACCGCACGGGCACCCACAAGUCUGUUUCCAGCGCGAUUCUUUCUAAAAGACCCCCCGAAACAACUCCGAAAUACUCAUUAUGGACGCUGCUCAAAUUUGUUGCUUCCUUCAACCGCCCUGAAAUCCCGUACAUGCUCAUCGGUCUUGUCUUCUCAGUGUUAGCUGGUGGUGGCCAACCCACGCAAGCAGUGCUAUAUGCUAAAGCCAUCAGCACACUCUCGCUCCCAGAAUCACAAUAUAGCAAGCUUCGACAUGAUGCGGAUUUCUGGUCAUUGAUGUUCUUCGUGGUUGGUAUCAUUCAGUUUAUCACGCAGUCAACCAAUGGUGCUGCAUUUGCCGUAUGCUCCGAGAGACUUAUUCGUCGCGCGAGAAGCACUGCCUUUCGGACGAUACUCCGUCAAGACAUUGCUUUCUUUGACAAGGAAGAGAAUAGCACCGGCGCUCUGACCUCUUUCCUGUCCACCGAGACGAAGCAUCUCUCCGGUGUUAGCGGUGUGACUCUAGGCACGAUCUUGAUGACCUCCACGACCCUAGGAGCGGCUAUCAUUAUUGCCCUGGCGAUUGGGUGGAAAUUGGCCUUAGUUUGUAUCUCGGUUGUGCCGGUUCUCCUGGCAUGCGGUUUCUACCGAUUCUAUAUGCUAGCCCAGUUUCAAUCACGCUCCAAGCUUGCUUAUGAGGGAUCUGCAAACUUUGCUUGCGAGGCUACAUCGUCUAUCCGCACAGUUGCGUCAUUAACCCGGGAAAGGGAUGUCUGGGAGAUUUACCAUGCCCAGCUUGACGCACAAGGCAGGACCAGUCUAAUCUCUGUCUUGAGGUCAUCCCUGUUAUAUGCGUCGUCGCAGGCACUUGUUUUCUUCUGCGUUGCGCUCGGGUUUUGGUACGGAGGGACACUUCUUGGUCACCACGAGUAUGACAUUUUCCGCUUCUUUGUUUGUUUCUCCGAGAUUCUCUUUGGUGCUCAAUCCGCGGGCACCGUCUUUUCCUUUGCACCAGACAUGGGCAAGGCGAAGAAUGCGGCCGCCGAAUUCCGACGACUGUUCGACCGAAAGCCACAAAUUGAUAACUGGUCUGAAGAGGGCGAGAAGCUCGAAACGGUGGAAGGUGAAAUCGAAUUUAGGAACGUGCACUUCAGAUACCCGACCCGCCCAGAACAGCCUGUCCUGCGCGGCUUGGACCUGACCGUGAAGCCUGGACAAUAUGUUGCGCUUGUCGGACCCAGCGGUUGUGGCAAGAGUACCACCAUUGCAUUGCUUGAGCGCUUUUACGAUGCGAUUGCCGGGUCCAUCCUUGUUGAUGGGAAGGACAUAAGUAAACUAAAUAUCAACUCCUACCGCAGCUUUCUGUCACUGGUCAGCCAGGAGCCGACACUGUACCAGGGCACCAUCAAGGAAAACAUCUUACUUGGUAUUGUCGAAGAUGACGUACCGGAAGAAUUCUUGAUUAAGGCUUGCAAGGACGCUAAUAUCUACGACUUCAUCAUGUCGCUCCCGGAGGGCUUUAAUACAGUUGUUGGCAGCAAGGGAGGCAUGUUGUCUGGCGGCCAAAAGCAACGUGUGGCCAUUGCCCGAGCCCUUCUUCGGGAUCCCAAAAUCCUUCUUCUCGAUGAAGCGACGUCAGCCCUCGACUCCGAGUCAGAAAAGGUCGUCCAGGCGGCUUUGGAUGCCGCUGCCCGAGGCCGAACCACAAUCGCCGUUGCACACCGACUCAGCACGAUUCAAAAGGCGGACGUUAUCUAUGUUUUCGACCAAGGCAAGAUCGUCGAAAGCGGAACGCACAGCGAACUGGUCCAGAAAAAGGGCCGGUACUACGAGCUGGUCAACUUGCAGAGCUUGGGCAAGGGCCAUUGAUCGCAUCUCCCCUCAUAAUUAUCUUCUCCGGCUACUUUCUUGCAUAUAUAUAAUCUUGGAUAUCUCCUUGACAGUCUGAUGGUGUGCUAGCACGUUUUUCCUUACCUUGACUUUUUGUAUAGAAUUCUCGGGCUCGUUAAGCCUAGUUAUUGGUUUUUCUUUUUCUUUUAUUUCUUUUAUUUCUACUUCUUUUUAUUUUCUUUUUAUUAGACUUCUCGUCUCAUAGCAGACACUCUCCUCUACCUAUGUACCUUAUAGAUGAGAUGAAAAGAAAAAGCAGACAAACCACUCCAUACUCCA